GAGGCAGCGGUGAGGGCGGCAGGCAGGGGCAAGGCAGGGCUGAGCGAGGGCCAGGCCAGGAGCACCAGCACCCGGGGCUGGGGAGAGGCUGCAGGGGCUCUGCAGAGCCCCUCGGGCAGGGACGGUGCCGCCUCUGGGGCGAGUGCCCUGUCCCUGGGCCCUGCGCUUCCUGGCCCCGCUGCCCCAGCCACCCUCUCCUGCUACCCCACCCCACUGAGCCCCUUCUCUCCCUCCUGCUCCUCCUGGCCAUGGCUGGAAAGAUCACCAAACUUCUGCUGGUGCUGGCCAUCCUCCAGUACGGGCUGAGGGCAGAUGCCCAGGCAGUGAAGGUCAUGGAAAAGGUUCUGACACAACAUGAGGAACAGUGCAACCAGGAGAUGACUUGGCUGUUCUAGAUGAGGUUUGGCCCUUCUGAUUUUCUCCCUGCAUGACCCCACAACAGCUGUGCAGUGCUUCUGAAAGGCUGACCCUUCUUCCAAAGGCCAGAGCUGGAAGGAUUACCAGAAUCCUGGUGCUGCUGGGCAUCCUCCAAUACACAGUGAGGGUGGAUAAUCCAUCAAUGAAGGUCAUGGAAGAGCUCCUGAAGAAGCACGAGAAGGAGCGCAUUAUGGAGAUGGCUCAGCUGCAGGUGAUGGAAAAGCAGCGUGGACUCACCCCAGGAAGACUGCUCGUCCUGGCUUGCCAGGAGUGGUGGUUUUGGGUUGGUGCUGAAAUCCUCCUCGUGCUCUUUGGGAUCUACUGGCUGCCAAGGCAGAGCAGCUCUGACUAUGAUGAUAGCAGCCAGCAGGAAACCUCCACCAAUGCCCAGGAGCAGAUGAAGGAGGAGGAGAAGGUCUGUGAGGAUAAUCCUGACUCUUACGACACUCCAGAGAAGCCCCCAGAUAAGAGCUGGGCACUGUGGAGGAUAUUCUGGCGAGACACCCCUGUGGCCAUGGGGAGCAGCGACCAGGAAAUGUGCUGUGCUACCUCCCCUCCCGGCUGAGGAGGCAAACAAGAGCUCAGAUCCCUGCUUCCUGUGCAGCCCCUGCAAACAGUCCCAGUUGUGAUGCUCCCCCUGCCAGGAAGUGUGGAACCCUUUGUAAAUAUGUUCAUAAAAUGGUUUAUUUGUUUUAAUAAAUACUGUUUGAGCAAGAGA
Vidua chalybeata is the source of this 1135-nucleotide messenger RNA. RefSeq lists its product as uncharacterized. The transcript is spliced from 4 exons. NCBI's taxonomy places the organism in Eukaryota, Metazoa, Chordata, Aves, Passeriformes, Viduidae. The record is from RefSeq and is a predicted model, not a curated record. The coding region runs from base 428 to 982 and encodes 184 amino acids.